AUGCAAUCAGCAGAUGACGUCGAGAGCACGGAGAAAACGAGCAGCCACCAUCCCCGAGGCCGCGAUGUUCCCUCCCAAGCGCCAUCUUCACGGCCGGCGGGGGCGACGACAGCGGCCGCCCGGGCGCUAUCGAAUGCCGACAACCCUCUGCUCCUCGCCAAGAUGCUGGAUCUCGCAAGCAUCACACGAAUCUCAUGGCUGUGCCGAAACACGAGGGCGAGCUUUGGGCGAAAGGCGCACAAGGUCUGCCUGACGCACGGGGCGGGCGUGCCCAAAGACAGGAGGGUGGAGUUCUGGAUGUGCGUGCUCAACGUCAAGAAGGAAAUGGACGACAAGGUGGGGAGAGCAAAGCGCGAGAAUCCGGGCAACUACCGCGACGUGUACGAGGCUUGCUUGUACGGAGAUGACAACGACGCGGUGGCCACUCACGGGUGUGAGGGGUCGCCCGACGCAGCGGCAGCGGCGGCGGCUGUUUUGGAUGCGGAAGAGAGCCUGUUUGGCCCGGAUGCCGCGAGUGUCGACGGUGAUGGUGAUGGCCUGGCGCUGCCGCCGCCCUCUGGAUGGCGAGCGCUAAGCCGCAACGGCGCCGAGGGAGAAAUAUCCAGAGAUGUCGGCCGAACCUUCCCCCGCCAAGACUUGUUCAAGAGCCGGAACGGGCCUGGGCAGAACCUUCUCGCGAACGUUCUGAAGGCGUGCCUCAAGACCAACCCGGACGUGGGAUAUUGCCAGGGUAUGAACUUUGUCGCGGGCUCGCUGUUGCUGGCCUGCGCCACUCGAGACCCCGCCGUGGGGGCACCGUGCUACCCUAACUGUGACCGGCGCCGCAGCGUUCGUGGUGACAGCAGCAGCAGCGUCGUCGAUGAUGAUGGGGGUGGUGGUGGUGAUGGUGGUGAUGGUGAUGUGUCCCCUUUCGUUGCAACCGCCACAUCCAUGGCGUUGUCUCCCACGUCCGCCUCUGCGUGGGAAGAAUGGGACGAUUUUGAUGGGAGCGGGGAGGACGAGAGUCAGCCUGAAUGGAGGAGCGGCCCCGCGCAUCUGCGUGCCGAAAAGGACGUUUUUUGGCUCAUGCUGGCGCUAACGUCUAGGCUGAGCGGCGUUGGCUCGGGCCUUGGUAUGCGGGAGCUGUGGUUACCCGGUGUCCCGCAGCUAAAGGUGCGCGUGUUUCAGUUCGACAAGCUGAUGCUGCGAGAGCUGCCUCGUCUGUACAACCACUUCAAGGCCAAGCAGCUGCAGCUAGAGGGGUGGGGGGGCUUGGGGGGGGCUCCGCGUAGUGCGGGGGGGGGGGAGGGGGGGGAGAAAGCGCUGCCCCGGCAAUGCUCAUCCGUCCGGCUGCUGAGGGAGACGGCGGACGUGAAGCUGACGAGGAGCACGCUGAACAGUCUCCAGCAGGACUUCGCCGUGCAGCUUCUCAAGGAGCAUCUUCAGGGCGAAGGGCAAUGGCUUACCCGUUACGGGGACGCUCCAGAUCCCACCCCGGGUGCCGGGGCUGGGGUAGUCGGGGGGGAUCGGGACGGAGAUGUUGGUUUCAUGGGGGUGGAGGCGAUGACAAGGAUGAUGCUGUCGGACACCAAGCUGCUCAAGAAGCUAAAGGAGAGCCUGGCGAAGAUGGCAGGCCCGCUGCAGGAAGACGCGAGAAUAUUCCAGAACAAGAUCACGGAGGCUAGCGAGAGGUUGGAGGCACGUUUUCAGAAUGUCAACAAAUGCUCGGCGGGGUGA
Messenger RNA from Ectocarpus siliculosus, 1716 nucleotides. NCBI's taxonomy places the organism in Eukaryota, Phaeophyceae, Ectocarpales, Ectocarpaceae. The record is from the annotation of a GenBank genome assembly.